AUGACGGACACAAGCUCUCUGCCUACAAAUUGGGAAAUCAAUGUUGUCUUCAACAUCUUUAUCUUUAAUCAGAUUUCUGGCCAUUACCUUUAUUCGCCAGGAAUAACAAGAAGUUUCCAAACAAUGAAAUUUGAAUGGGGCCUUUCAAAAUUUAUUUCGAAGGAAAUUCUGUCUGAUCCAUCAAACGGAUACCUAGUUAAUGAUACGUGUGUGUUUGGUGUUGAGGUUUUCUUUAUCGAAAGACAAGGGGCCGUUGAAUGCUUAUCUUUGGAUAAUGUCGAUACUCGUUACGAGCAUGAUUUGAAGAUUUCAGAUUUCUCCAAAUUAGAAGAAACAUGGAAUUCUGCAUAUUUUAUUGCUGGAGGCCCGAAAUGGUUUUGUGAGAAUUUCAUUGAUGUCGACAAAAUUGAUGGUGUGAAGAUUCACCGAGCACUCUAA
Molecule: messenger RNA, 438 nt
Organism: Erythranthe guttata (spotted monkey flower)
Lineage: Eukaryota; Viridiplantae; Streptophyta; Magnoliopsida; Lamiales; Phrymaceae
Source: RefSeq, a predicted model, not a curated record